GAGCGGCAGCAACGACGAGGACGGAAGCGACGGCGGCACCCCUCGCGCUGGGCCGACGCUGCGCGUCCUGAAGGAGGCGAUGCACGCGGCGGCAGAGGCGUCGGCGGCGUCGGCGGCGUCGGCGGCGCUGCGGGAGAAGCUGCGCCUGCAGCAGCUGCGGCAGGGCGGCCUCGAGCAAGAAGUGGCGGCGCUGCGCUCGGGACUAGAGAGGCGCGUCCAGGGCCUCGAGCAGCACACCUCGCAGCGGGCGUGUGAGGUGGAGGGGCGGCUGCGCGGCGUGGAGGGGCGGCUGCGCGGCGUGGAGGCCGCGGCGCAGCGGCCAGACAGCGGCGGUGAUGCGCUGCUGCUGCAGCAGCUGCAGGCGCGCGUGGCUCGGCUUGAGCGCAGGCAGGGGGCGAUGCAGGGCCAUGCUGUCACCGAACUUAGCGCGGCGACGGAGGGGCGCGGGAAUGAUGUCGCCGAACCGCCACUGCCGCACGUUUUCCGCAAUCAACAAGAAGAAGAACGGCAAGAUCAAGAGGCCCAGCGGCAACAAGAGCCGAAAAGUGACACUGUGAACAACGCCGCGCAAGAGAAGACGGCUACAAGGGGGGUUGCCGCCGUUGCUGCCGCCACCUCGCCGGCUGCCGCUGGCUCGCUGGAUGCCCGCCGCCUUCGUCUGGACAUCGACGCGCUUCGCCUGGACCUUGUCAGCUGCAUUGUGGAGAUUGAAAAGGUCAUGGAUCAGCAGCAGCGCCUGGGCUCCCGCGUGCACGGCUGCAUGAGCGCCUUGCAGCAACACCAGACCGAAGUUUCGGGGCUCUCCGAACAGCAGAAAGCGUCGAUUGAGUCCCACAUGGCGCGACUUGAGAGGCAGCAGUCCGCAGCAACGGCGCGGCAGGAGAAACAGCUGGCCGCCGCGCUUGACGUGCUGCAGGCGAAAAUUGUGUCGGAGGUGCGACGCGUGCAUGAGCUGCGGGAGGACACUGUGGUGCGGGCCGACCAGCAACGACUCGGCGAGGUGGCCACGGCGCAGAAGCAGCUGCGGGACGAGCUGCGCAUUGCCGUGGAGAGGCAGCAUGAGGAGGUGAAGUUGGCGCUUGAGCAGAUUUCAGAGACGGAGCGGCGGCUGGAGCGCGAUGUGGUGUCGCAGCUGCAGACUGAGACGGCGCGGCAACUCGACGCCGCACGGCAGACGCAGGACGCCGCCACCGACGCAACGCAGCGGCUUGUGCAGGAGACCCAAGACGACCUCCGACGCAUGCAGAAUAGUUUGAAGGACGGCGCCGUGCUGACGCAAGAGCGCUUCCGGCGGCUUGAGGCAUCACUGGAAACGCGACUCGCGGACGAGGCCCGCCGACUCAAGACGUUUACGAGCGACGCCACGCUGCGACUGCAGCGGCAGGUCGAGGACGAAGUGCGGCGCCUUGUGCACAUCACGGAGCAGGAGUCCUUGGCGUCGAUGCAGCAGGAGAUGCAGCGCGUCGACGUCGCGGUGCGGGCUCUGGAGGAGGAACAGCGGGCCCUGCGUGAGGGGAUGCUUGCCGUGACGGCGCCCUCCAGAACGCUGGCAAGCCUCGACCACCGCAUGACUGUAUUGCAGGAGGAUGUGAGGGGUGCGUAUGCCCAGCUGGAGCGUGUGCAGAGCGCCGGGUCUCUCGCACUGCCGCAGCAGUUGCUUGCCAGGCAGCAGAGAAUACUGCAGGAAGACCUACUCGAGGUGAAGACUCGGCUGCGUCGCUGCGAGGCAUGCUGCGGCGACGGCCACGCGGAGUCGCGGCACCCGGAGGUGAGCGCCUCGCAUUCGUCCCGCGAUAGGAGGUUUCCCCGCAUCUCGGAGACGCCGCCGACCACGCCGAGGCUGGACGCCAUGACGUCCGCGGCAGGCAAGCUGGGGCCGGCGGCCGGUGCUGACGCAGGGGCUGCGCAGGGCCUAGUUCUGCCUCGCCGGCUUAACCACAGCCGGCUGACCGACGGCACGCGGGACGGAUGCUCCUCCGGUGCCGCGUCGUAUGACCCCCUCGCUGGGGUUUUCGACUGA
This is a messenger RNA of Trypanosoma conorhini, 2020 nucleotides long. RefSeq names its product putative plectin-like protein. The annotation marks the transcript as partial. The transcript has a single exon. The record is from RefSeq and is a predicted model, not a curated record. Lineage: Eukaryota; Euglenozoa; Kinetoplastea; Trypanosomatida; Trypanosomatidae.